Aspergillus wentii DTO 134E9 is the source of this 1404-nucleotide messenger RNA. RefSeq names its product alpha-ketoacid dehydrogenase kinase family protein. Bases 1 to 1404 code for a protein of 467 amino acids. The transcript is spliced from 2 exons. Gene Ontology annotation, cellular component: mitochondrion. The record is from RefSeq and is a predicted model, not a curated record. Gene Ontology annotation, biological process: regulation of glucose metabolic process; protein phosphorylation. Lineage: Eukaryota; Fungi; Ascomycota; Eurotiomycetes; Eurotiales; Aspergillaceae. Gene Ontology annotation, molecular function: pyruvate dehydrogenase (acetyl-transferring) kinase activity.
AUGGCCGUUCCCAAAGCUCUCAAUACUCUAUCUUUAAGAUGCAGAUUUCGUUAUAACAUCCUUCCGUCUUACAAUCCUCCUUUCAACAUACGCCACUCCUCCACCUCGCAGCUGCCGAGGCAAAACCCACCCUUUCCUACUGGGGCUAAUGAUGAAGUUGCACGCCUUGCGGCCAGCCGUCGCAGGCCAUUAACGCUUACAGAUUUACUCAAGCACGGGCGUCCGCCAUUGUCCAAAGAUGCACUUCUUGCUUCUGCGAACUUCACUCUUUCCCUUCUCCCGGCUCGACUCGCGUCUCGUAUAGAAGCCUUGCGAAACCUCCCUUUUAUUGUCGUCUCAAAUCCACACGUGUCCAAGAUCUAUAACAAUUAUCUCCACUCGCUUUCAACCCUUCUCCCCUAUCAGAAACGGCAGAUUACAACACUAGAGGAAGAAAAUCAGUUUGCAGAGGUCCUGGCAGAUUUGGUUCAUACACAUGCAAAUACAAUCCCUAUACUUGCACGUGGCUUUCUCGAGUGUCAACGAUAUAUCAACCUGGCCGAUGUCACUCGAUUCUUGGACACACACUUGCGGGCGCGGAUCGGAACUCGAUUGAUAGCCGAACAACACCUGGCUCUUCACUUUGCGUCCCAGCCAGUUGAAGGUGAUGCCAGUGCACGUCCAGCAUCAAAAGAUGCAGCCCCGUCGAAUUAUAUCGGAGUAAUAGAUACUGCCCUCCAACCAUCGCGUAUUAUAAAACUGUGUGAGGAUUUUGUGGGAGAAAUAUGUGAACUCAAGUACGGUGUGCGCCCACACGUCCAAAUCGGUGGACAGCCCGACGCCUUAUUUGCUUAUGUUCCCGUGCAUGUGGAAUAUAUCAUCACAGAACUACUGAAGAAUGCAUUCAGAGCUGUUAUUGAAUCUGGACAUGAGCGGGAACCAAUUGAGGUCACCGUCGUUUCUGCACCUGAUGUUCCUGUGAAUAAUGCACGCGAAGCUACCAGGACAUCUAGCAGUAGCCAAGGCAUUCAAUCUGAUUCAGAUGUGGACUUCCAAAUUAACUCUGUUCGUGGUACCGCGGAUGCAAACGAAUCUAUCAGAUAUUCAGCGCCUUCAUCGCAAAGCAUCACGAUUAGGAUACGAGAUAGAGGUGGCGGAAUACCUCCGGAUGUUCUGCCCGACAUUUGGUCUUACAGUUAUACAACCUUCUCCGACCUUCAAGGCUCGGAAAAUGGCAGCGUCGAUGGACUGAAUUCCAUUUCAGCUAGCAGUGGACAACUGAGUAGCAUUGCAGGACUGGGAUAUGGUCUACCUUUGAGCAGAGCAUAUGCAGAAUAUUUUGGGGGCAGCAUCGCUGUGCAAAGUCUUUGGGGAUGGGGCACUGAUGUAUACCUGACUCUUCAAGGCGUCGGCAAAAUCGGAUAA